Molecule: messenger RNA, 1201 nt
Organism: Argiope bruennichi
Lineage: Eukaryota; Metazoa; Arthropoda; Arachnida; Araneae; Araneidae
Product: trypsin-1-like
Exons: 7
Coding region: 26-1027 (333 amino acids)
Biological process (GO): proteolysis
Molecular function (GO): serine-type endopeptidase activity
Source: RefSeq, a predicted model, not a curated record
UCCUUCAGUGCCGAUUGAAGUAUCAAUGAAAGAAAAAUUUCAUUUCACUCCUGAACGCUUCUUGAAAAUACAGCUUGGUUUUUCUCCUCGCAUAUCGGAAAUGUUAUGGUAUUUGAUAUUUCAAGGACUUCUCGUUGGCUCUCAUGGGUCCUUUUUGGAAAACUUUUGGAAAUCAGACUCCUUAUCAUCGACGUGUGGUAUAUCUAAACGAAGUCAAUAUCAAACAGAUGAGCAGGAAAGUUUCAUUGUAGGAGGAAGAGACGCCGAUAAGGGAGAAUUCCCGUGGCAGGUUUCCAUUCAAAGACAUUUCGAGAAAAACAACGGCAUUUAUCAUAUUUGUGGAGGUACUAUAAUAGCCAAAGAUUGGGUUCUGACCGCUGCUCAUUGUAUUCGCAUUUCGAAGAUUUUAAAAUACCGAGUAGUAGCUGGAACUAACGAUUUAUUAGACGAAAACAAAGUUAGAAGUUUAUCUGAAUCAAGUUAUUCUGUACACAAGGUUUUUGAUGCUUACGUUCACGAGGCCUUCUCCACCCAGACUCUUCAGAACGAUAUAGCUCUUUUGAAGGUCGAACCAUCUUUUGACCUUGACCGUUCAGAUGGCAUGUUAAAAGCAGCGUGUCUACCUCCACCACAUCAUGAGCCUUAUGGUUAUGCUGUUGUUUCUGGAUGGGGAACAAUGAAAGAAGGAUCGCGUGUUAUUCCGACGAAACUUCAAGCUGUGGCUGUUCCUAUUAUAACCGACAAUGCUUGCAGAAAAGCGUAUGGUAAGGCUAUAGUUGAAACUAUGCUAUGUGCAGGGUAUGAAGAAGGUAUGCGAGACUCCUGUCAGGGAGAUUCUGGUGGUCCGCUGGUUCAGAAAUCAGGUUAUGGACCUGCAUCAAUCGUGGGAGUUGUUUCUUGGGGUCAAGGCUGUGCUCGUCCGAAAUUCCCUGGUGUUUACACACAAGUGUCUUAUUACAUUGACUGGAUCAACAGAAUUGUAAAAACUGAAGACAUAUUUGAUGACAUUAACAAAUUUCCUUUCUAAGGAACCAUCAUAUCAUACUAAUUUAUGCUGUUAUUUAAGAUUUCAUGUAUUCUUUUUAGGCAUAAAAAUGUCAUUAUAACAUUUGUACAUACAUAAACAUUAUUCGCAGAGCACUAUAAUUUGAACUAAAUGUUUGAGCAUUAGUGCCAUGAUGUUAAGAAAUAUAUGGAGAAC